UUUUACUUUUUAAACUUAGAUGUUAAGAACCCCGAUAUUGAUAAAAAUAAUGAUAAUCCCGACAACCUGUGCGCGCUAUGCGAAGACGAAUGCAGGACUAAUAAGGGAAAGUACUCUGGUUACAGCGGCGCCCUGAAGUGCUUGAUGGAUGAUGUGGGUGAAGUGGCAUUUGUAAAGCAUACAACCGUGCCGGCAAAUUCAAGUGGUUACUUGUACCUGUGCGAGAAUGGAGGGACUGGUGCAAUUGGAAACCACGAUAAGUGCAACCUAGCUGAAGUUCCCACUCAUGCUGUAAUGACGAGAGAGGGAAGCAGUGACAAAGCAAACUACGCUAGCAUCUUGUUAAAAGCAUCAGAUGAGUAUGGAAACGAUACCGGGUCUGUGUUCAGGAUGUUUGACUCAGGCAAGUGGGCCGGAAAAGAUCUUCUUUUCAAAGAUUCCACGAUCAAGCUUGUAGACGUCAGUGCUAAGAACUACACGGCGUUGCUUGGAUACAGUUAUUUGAAAGACCUCGAGGCGUUGAAUGCAUGCCCAACCACACCCAUCCCAGCGACAACCACCCCAACCUCAGGAACCAAGCAGAAUAGGCCCUACUUUAUUGGUUCUGUCGUUUUCGUGUUGACAGCUCUGUUCCUGUCCGGAGCUGUAUAUCACUGAAAACCUUUACCAGAUAACUCAUCCAAGAGCUGCAGAUUCUAGAAGUGUAACUACUAGCUUAUGUAAUUUUUUAUUUGUCUAAUUUGGUAGCUAGAGUUUUCGCCGAUGUCACUUUGCUACAGUAAUAUAGCCUGAAAAUUCCCGGUAGAAACUAGAACUUUAGUUGCCGAAUUGCAGAGGUUCCACGCUUGUUACUCAACGCUAUUCGUCACGGUCCGACCGAGUGCUGCGUAAGAAAUCUUAAUACAGUUGUUGACCAGCCGGCUGAUGUCGGCGUAGUUCAAGUCAAUGCAUUUUUUUUUUGUAAUACGAGUGUAACUGGCCUUGCAUGUAGUUCAUCGUUUUAUCCUUAAAAAUACUGAUAGACAAAGCUACGUGGAUAUUGAAGAUAAAACGGCAAGUGAGGUAUAACAAA
Molecule: messenger RNA, 1072 nt
Organism: Pocillopora damicornis (cauliflower coral)
Lineage: Eukaryota; Metazoa; Cnidaria; Anthozoa; Scleractinia; Pocilloporidae
Product: melanotransferrin
Biological process (GO): iron ion transport
Cellular component (GO): plasma membrane; early endosome; extracellular region
Source: RefSeq, a predicted model, not a curated record